Messenger RNA from Dacryopinax primogenitus, 746 nucleotides. RefSeq lists its product as uncharacterized. The record is from RefSeq and is a predicted model, not a curated record. Gene Ontology annotation, molecular function: transmembrane monodehydroascorbate reductase activity. Lineage: Eukaryota; Fungi; Basidiomycota; Dacrymycetes; Dacrymycetales; Dacrymycetaceae. The coding region runs from base 44 to 658 and encodes 204 amino acids. The transcript has 4 exons.
GCGCAUUAGGGAGGAACGCAAUGGUGACGACGUAUUCUCAAUCAUGAUAUAUGCGGGGCUCUUCAUCUUUAUUCUCUCUGCAUGGUAUCUUACGUUCCUCUCCCAUGGAGGGAAUACGGAGCGCGAAUGGUUUAUCUAUCAUCCAACCCUGCAGAGUAUAGGGAUUGCCCUCCUCGCUAUCGGCAUCCAGACUCUCCAGCCAACCGCGACUCCUUCCUCCAAAGCCUCAGGUCUCAUGCGUCACCAAUAUUUCCAGCUCACCUGCCUCUCCCUGCUGACUCUCGGAACCGCCUCGAUAGUGCUGAACAAGUUCGCACACAGCGCUCCACACCUCAUCUCCUGGCACGCCGUCUUCGGGCUCAUCGCCUACCUCUGGCUGAUCGUCCAGAGCAGCAUAGGAGCCGCAACAGUGUGGUUCAACGGGCGCGCAUUCGGAGGUGAGACAAAGGCGAAGCGCGUGUGGAAGUAUCAUCGUCUGAGCGGGUAUAUGCUCACGUUAUGGAUGCUGACGACCGCGUGGUUGGCGGGAGAGUGGAGUGGGUGGGCGAGGAUGUAUGCAGGGGUCGGAGUGAGGGCUGUUGGGUUUGGGAUGAGCUUGGCACUGGUCGUGGUUGGGCUUGGGGGGAGGGUACGGACGGGGAAGAUGAAGGUUUGGUAGGAAUCAUUGUUGUUACUUUCGCUUCUGGCAUGAGCUACACAGAUCGUUCCUCGCUCGCUAGCUAUUCUCUUGGACAAUUGAUGGCGAU